AAAGACGGCCGGGCGACUGGGCGAGCGCUCUCCCUCUUUCCAUAUCUUUUUCCCAAGCAGAAAGGAGUCCCGCCCUCCCGCUCGCUUCCGUCCUCCUCUCCAUCGAAACCCCACCGACCGAACCUUCGUCCUGAUCCGAGCUUUCUGAAUCAUUCCACCAUCGUCGUCUCGAUUUCUCCAAGGUUUCCGCUUUCAGCGGUAUUGGUCUGGUGUCCAUGGAGGUUUCCGCGACUGCGGAACCCCUAAUACCACAGGCUCUGGAGAUUGCGGCCUCUAUAGAGGAAAAUUCGCUUGAGUUCGAGCUUCUCUAGCCGGGGGCGUUCUGGCUUGGAAUCUAUGUUUUCGGUUGGUGCUGAUGUGAAUUGCGCCGCCCAACGUUGGAUUGGGGCUGGCGUUUCUUGUUCCUGGAAUGUUGGUGGCGCGGGAUUCUUCUGGGUUAGCUCUAUCGGAGGUUGGUUGGCGUUCCCCUCUUGUUUGCCCUGGCAAAUUAGGAGGUGGAGGCAUCGGGUAUAGGAGAAGGAGAAGAAAAAGAUUGAGUUUUGGAUUUGGUUUGGGUGAGUUUCGGAGGAGUGGAUGGCAAUGCGAGGCGUGCAUAUCUCCAGCUGAGAAUAAAAAUUCAAAUUUAGACAUUAAGUUCUUGAAAUCUACCAAGAAAAGUGCGAGAGCUCAGAAGCAAAUUGUCACGAAACAGUUCUCUAAUGAACUGGAUUACGAGGAUUCUGAGCGGAUGCAGAUGGCAUCCAGCUUCACAAACUACCAAGAAGAUCCAUUGGUGGAUAAAUUGAGGACUCAGCUCGGAGUGAUACAUCCCAUCCCAUCUCCUCCCAUCAACAGGAGCAUUGUCGGCUUCUUUGUAUUCUUCUUCUUUGUUGGAGUUAUCUUUGACAAGAUUUGGACGUUUAGGAAGAGGAAUAAAUCAAGCCAGGAUGUACGGAAUGGUACGUGGCCUCAGGUGCCGACUAGCUUCUCUCUGUUUCUGGAGAAAGAUCUUCAGAGGAAAGAGUCUGUUGAGUGGGUCAACAUGGUCUUGGGGAAGUUAUGGAAGGUGUACAGGUCUGGACUUGAAAAUUGGAUCAUUGGAUUGGUCCAGCCAGUAAUAGACGACCUCAGGAAGCCUGAUUAUGUGCAGAGGGUCGAAAUUAAGCAGUUCUCACUGGGGGAUGAACCAUUGUCCGUUAGGAAUGUUGAACGGAGGACUUCUCGCCGUGUUAAUGACUUGCAGUAUCAGAUUGGCCUUCGUUAUACAGGGGGUGCUCGCAUGUUGUUGUCCCUAUCCUUAAAAUUUGGUAUUGUCCCCAUAGUUGUACCUGUUGGAGUUCGUGAUUUUGAUAUUGAUGGGGAGCUUUGGGUUAAGCUAAGAUUAAUACCAACAGAGCCUUGGGUGGGUGCAGCAUCAUGGGCUUUUGUCUCCCUUCCAAAGAUUAAAUUUGUACUGUCACCAUUCCGUUUGUUCAACCUUAUGGCAAUUCCUGUUCUAUCAAUGUUCCUGACGAAGCUUCUAACUGAAGAUUUGCCUCGACUUUUUGUGCGUCCAAAAAAAAUUGUCCUUGACUUUCAGAAAGGAAAAGCACUGGGCCCUGUUUCACAUGAUUUUAAAGCUGACACAAUUCAGGAAGGAAAUAAAGAUUUUGUUGGAGAGUUAUCAGUGACUCUAGUUGAUGCUCAGAAACUUGCUUAUGUCAUAUUUGGGAAGACAGAUCCAUAUGUUGUUUUAAGUUUGGGCAAUCAGGUGAUUCGAAGUAAGAAAAAUAGCCAGACAACAGUCAUUGGGCCACCUGGAGAGCCCAUCUGGAAUCAGGAUUUUCAUAUGCUUGUUGUGAACCCUAGGAAGCAGAAAUUAUAUAUUGAAGUAAAGGACUUCUUUGGUUUCAUGGAUUUCACUAUUGGCGCAGGCGAGGUUGAGCUAGGAUCUCUUCAAGAUACAGUACCAACAGACAGAAUUGUAGUUUUACAAGGAGGUUGGGGAUUGUUUAGGAACCGAUCUUCUGGGGAAAUACUAUUACGCCUCACAUACAAGGCAUAUGUUGAGGAUGAAGAAGAUGAUGGUGUAGAAAUAGAAUAUGUAGAUGGUGAUGCAUCUGAUGAUGAGAUACUAGACUAUGAACAUGCAAAUGGCACAUCUGGACAAAGUAAAAAUGACCCUGAUGAAAAAGAAAGAGAAUCAUUUAUGGAUGUCCUAGCAGCUCUGCUUGUAAGUGAGGAAUUUCAAGGCAUAGUGGCAUCUGAAACAGGAAUUCCAAAAAUUUCUGAGGAGCCCAGUUAUCCAGAAUCAACGAUAUCAAGAGCCCGUGGUUGUAAUGAUGAGACCUCACCUCUUGAACCUGAUAGUGUUUCAAGUGGUGUCAGAGAGUCGACAUUAGUAUGGCUUGCUGUGAUAACAAGUAUAGCUGUGCUGAUUUCUAUUAAUGUUGGUGGUUCGAGUUUCUUCAAUCCAUGAUUUCAUUCAAAAAUACCUGCCCGGCAAUAACAUUUCAGGGUAGAGUGAUAAUCAAGUAAUACAAUUUUUUCUUGUGACUGCUAUCUGUCUUCCUUUCUGGUGUAAAUUCAGCUUACGAGCAGAGGAACAUGCUUGAGGUGGCACCCUUCCCCCGGCUUAUUUUUCCCUGAUGUUUAUAAUUUUGUUAUCCAUACCUCAUGUCCAUAUGCCAUAGCAAUUGUAUUUCUGAAUUUUCUCAGCUCUGUCAAUGCUUAACAGAAAAAGCAUUAGUUUAUGGUUGGUUUUUUUUUGUGCAGAAAUCUGGGCAAUAAAUUCUGUCGAUAAUUUAUGUUCUUUGACUUCUCUGA
Elaeis guineensis (African oil palm) is the source of this 2784-nucleotide messenger RNA. RefSeq lists its product as uncharacterized. Lineage: Eukaryota; Viridiplantae; Streptophyta; Magnoliopsida; Arecales; Arecaceae. The record is from RefSeq and is a predicted model, not a curated record. Gene Ontology annotation, molecular function: lipid binding.